UGUGACCGGAAGCUGAUGUUGCCUGGUUACCAACUGAAAACAACAUGGCGACGCCGUAAGUGUAAUAUGAGCGGUCCACUGGUUACACUGGGGAGACCCCGAAAGACCUGUCUCAUCCCCAUUAACCGGAAACAACACGGGGAGGUGGAUGAGAUGUCUUCGGGGGCUCGGACACAUAUUGGGGGAGAUAUGUCGAACCGCCAAAUAAUUCCCGAGAAGCAGUUAACUGCUGUUGACCUGCCGAGAAUAGGGAGGAGAGCAGCUCCGUUUAAAGACCAGUUUCCUUACACAGGGUCUGUUCCCAGUGAUUUUGACCUGCUAAGUGCGACAAUGAAACGAGUUACCGAGCUGGAAAGGUGUGUCCACAUACAAGAGCGGACUUUACUGAAAAAGGAUCAGGAAAUAGCUGCAUUGGAAGAAAAGAUCAAGAAACUACAAAACAAUAAGAUAGACAGCUCUCUGCAUGUUUCACAGGAGCUUGGGAUCAAAUGCCAAAAGCUUCAACAAAGAGUCCAAGAGAUGGAGCAAUUUCUUAAAGAUUAUGGGCUUGUGUGGGUUGGAGAUGAUGAUGAUUCAUCUAGUGCGCCAAAGCCAGACACCAGAACCUGGAUCUCAGGCCACUCUUCCAGUACAUUUCAACCCGAUUUUGACCUGAUCCUACAGAAUUUGCAGGACUUGAAUAUCCUUGGGGGAGAGGGAAAAUCUUGCAUUGAGUAUAGGGAUGGUGGAGCACGUCUGAUAUCUCCUAAGCCAGUCCAACUAACAUUGUAUAGCAAUGGAAUUAUAAUGUUCAAUGGCCCUUUCCGUUCUUACCAAGAAGCUUCUACAAAGCAAUGCUUACAGGACAUCAUGGAUGGAUAUUUUCCAGCUGAGUUACAGAGCCGUUUUCCAGAUGGAGUCCCCUUUCAGGUCACUGACAAACGUAAUGUGGUUUUCAGAGAGCACCAUUCUUGGGGGGAGUUUCCUGGCCAUGGUCAGACAGUGGGCAUUACAACAUCUUCAGUACAAGAGACAAGGGAGUUGCCAGGUCUGCAGCUUUCUGUUGAUCAGUUCUUGAACAAACUUCCUCAGUCUGUAGUUCGUGCUGGGAAAGUUUUGGAUAUCCGUGGUCCAAUCAGAGAAGUCUUGCAGGAGGCAGGUGCAAAAGAGAAGCUAAACGAGAUACAGGUGGAAUCCCUCCUUGUGGAAGAAGUGGAAAAAAGGUAUGAUCAAAAUAUAGCUGUUUCCACACUGCGCAUAAAGUCUGAAAAUGGAGAAUACACGUACAAGGUGCGAAUGCUAGAGUCAGAGACCAUUGGAGAUCUACGUGUCCAUUUGUCCAAUUGUAGGUCAUCUCACGUCAACUCCUAUGAAAUUGUCAGCCGCUUUCCUCACAGAGUAUAUGAUGAUGAGUCUUCCACCCUAAAACAACUUGGUCUUGUCCCCAAUGCUUUCCUGAUGCUGCGUGCCAAGGGUUCAGAGUUAUCAGGAGUUCAAAACACUCCAGGCACAAAUGCAUACUCCCAGACUUAAAUAAACUGUAUAUCUAGAA
Pelobates fuscus (common spadefoot toad) is the source of this 1531-nucleotide messenger RNA. It is a transcript of the gene UBXN11, whose product is annotated as UBX domain protein 11. Gene Ontology annotation, molecular function: ubiquitin binding. The coding region runs from base 16 to 1512 and encodes 498 amino acids. Gene Ontology annotation, biological process: proteasome-mediated ubiquitin-dependent protein catabolic process. The transcript has 13 exons. The record is from RefSeq and is a predicted model, not a curated record. Lineage: Eukaryota; Metazoa; Chordata; Amphibia; Anura; Pelobatidae.